This is a messenger RNA of Sesamum indicum (sesame), 2422 nucleotides long. RefSeq names its product serine/threonine-protein kinase 12. Gene Ontology annotation, biological process: protein phosphorylation. The record is from RefSeq and is a predicted model, not a curated record. Gene Ontology annotation, molecular function: protein serine/threonine kinase activity; ATP binding; protein binding. NCBI's taxonomy places the organism in Eukaryota, Viridiplantae, Streptophyta, Magnoliopsida, Lamiales, Pedaliaceae.
CCUUUCCCGGUGGCCUAAAUUCACUCUCCUCCCUCCUAUUCAAAAUUUGUCAACGUUUGCUUGUUCACAGGCACAGGCAGCGGUGUCACUACUCUCUCUCUCUCUCUUUUCAUAAGCCAUGACUUUUGAUUUUUACAUGAAUGAAUGAUUUCCUAACUCUGCUUAAUCCGCGAUUUUUGGGUCCCAGAACUUCACCUUGGAAAUCGUCCCCACAAUCUAGCUUAGGACAUGAUCAUCCAUUUUCUGUGAUUUUCAAGCUUUCCGAAAAUCUAGGGUCUUUAUCCACUUGUGUUGUAUUUUCGAAAAUCUAGGCUUUAAAUUCUGUUUUUUGCUUGGUUUGGGUUGAGUUUCCGGAUUCUUGAUUGUUCAGGGUUUUGAUCUUUUCUUGGACGGUUAAGCUUUUCAUUGUUUCUUAGUGCAGCGGACUCUGAUUCCACUUUCACGAUUUGUAAUCCUCCUUAUAGACACAUUAUUUUUCUUGAGAAAGAAACAAUUUCUCAAGAAUACGGGAUUUUUCUCGCAGGGAGGAACUCUUGAUUUGGAAAAAGUUGUUUCAAGAAUUCGUGAUUUCUUGCAAACACUGAUUCUUGAUUAUAUAUUCUUCAAGAAUUGGUGAAUAUUUUUUUUGCAAGAAACCGAUUCUUGAUUCUUGUUACAAGUCUUGGUUAUAUUUUUCAAUGGAGUCCGAGACUGCUGUGAAAUUAACUCUGUUGAAGCAAUCGUCUUUAGCGCCGGAUAGGGACUAUGAGGAUCUUGAUGAUCUGGAAGGUGAACACGAAGAUGGCGACGUGAGUGACAUAGAUCCAGGAUUGAAGCUAAUGUAUUUGGCGAAUGAGGGUGACUUGGAUGGAAUCAAGGAGCUUUUAGACUCUGGUGCUGAUGUUAACUUCCGGGAUAUCGAUCACCGGACUGCACUUCAUGUUGCCGCCUGCCAGGGCCUCGAUGACGUUGCCCAGCUAUUGCUUGAAAAUGGGGCGCAGGUGGACCCAGAAGAUCGGUGGGGAAGCACGCCUCUUGCAGAUGCCAUACAUUAUAAAAAUCAUGAUGUGAUCAAACUAUUGGAGAAACAUGGUGCCAAGCAUUUGAUGGCUCCCAUGCAUGUCCAAAAUGCUCGUGAGGUACCUGAGUAUGAGAUUGAUCCCAUGGAACUUGAUUUUACCAACAGCGUUGAAAUAACCAAGGGAACCUAUAGAAUAGCUUCAUGGCGUGGAACACAGGUUGCUGUGAAAACAUUUUGGGAAGGAUUUUCUGAUGAGGACAAAGUGGAGGCAUUUAGAGCUGAGCUUGCGUUACUUCAGAAAAUAAGACAUCCAAAUGUCGUUCAAUUUCUUGGUGCUGUAACGCAAAGCAGUCCUAUGAUGAUUGUGACAGAAUAUUUACCAAAGGGAGACCUUCGUGAAUUUUUGAAAAAAAAAGGAGCACUUAAACCUGCAACAGCUCUCAGAUUUGCAAUGGAUAUUGCCAGGGGAAUGAACUAUCUACAUGAACAUAAACCUGAAGCAAUUAUUCACCGUGAUCUUGAGCCUUCGAAUAUCUUGCGGGAUGACUCUGGACACCUGAAAGUUGCUGACUUUGGAGUAAGCAAGCUUCUUAAAGUUACCAGCAGAGUUAAAGAAGACAGGCCCCUUACUUAUGAGGAGACUUCUUGUCGUUAUAUGGCUCCUGAGGUUUUCAGAAAUGAAGAGUACGGGACAAAAGUAGAUGUUUUCUCUUUUGCAUUAAUUUUGCAAGAGAUGAUUGAAGGAUGCCCACCAUUCCAUUCAAAGAAAGAUGAAGAUGUGCCCAAAUACUAUGCUGCGAAAGAGCGCCCUCCGUUCAGAGCCUCAAUGAAGCUUUAUGCUCAUGGACUAAAAGAGUUGAUUCAGGUGUGUUGGAGUGAUAACCCGGCUAAUAGACCUACGUUUAAGCAAAUCAUUCCCCGGCUGGAUGCCAUCUACAACAGCUUCGGCCGCAGAAGGCGUUGGAAGGUGAUGAGGCCAUUGAAAUGCUUUCAGAACUUAGACUGGAAGAAAGAUGGUUCUAGUUUAGGCCGAGAUUCAUCUAGAUCUGAAGGAAGCAUCUAAAUUCUGCAGGACACGCCCUCUUUUCCUGUCUUGAGGCCCCAGGAGUUGUUACCUGAGUAGUGCUGAAACUAGUCAGUGUUGUUCUUUGAGAUAGGAUCAUUAUUUGUGUUUCAUUUGAUGAUAGUGUACAAAAAGAACCUGUACAUUUGUUCCCUUCUUGCGGGCUGAGAACAAGUAAUGAGCCGCCGCCUUAUUUUCGUGUUGUUUCAUGAAGUUGCCAAUGUCUGUAAAUUAUUGUAGCAGUUUAACAGGUUUGGUUAUGGACGCUGCGAUUUAGCUUACUGGACGACGUUUGAUAGAGCAAGUGAUUUUAACAACAGUUAAUCAAUUGUAAUGCAUUUAGCCAUAGGCUUCCAGCA